AUGAAGUUCACCGCCGCCGCCCUCCUCCUCGCUGGUGUCUCCUCCGCCGCUCUUUCCGAGUGUAUCUCCAACUGCGCCAAGGAGACCGGUCUCUGCGCCUCGGGCGACUACGCCGAGUGCCUCUGUAACAAGGACUUCCAGAACAACACCCGCCACUGCAUGUACACUGCCUGUGUGGGAGAGGUUGGACAGUGGGUCGGCGUGUACAAGGCCGCUACCUGCCCGGAGACCGAGGGCUCGGCCGCUCCUGCGGGUGCUUCGGGCUCUGAGUCCGCGGCCCCCUCUGGCUCCGCCGCUCCUUCCGGCUCGGCCGCUUCCUCUGGCGCCGACGCCUCAGCAACCCCCUCCACCUCGGCCUCUGAGACCGAGAACUCUGCCGCUGGCCCCGCCGCCGGUUCUGUCUCUGCCAGCGCCGAGCACAGCGGCACGACGGGCGAGAGCCACUCGACGAAGCCGGCCGACGGCGCCGCCUCGUCGGGCAGCCCGACCGCUUCGAGCGGUAACGCUGCCAACUCGGCCGGCAACGCCCCGUCCAGCGCCGGCGCGUCUCGUUCUGGCGGCGCUGCCUCCUCGGUCUCCUCGGCCGUUGCCGCUGGCGCGUCCGCUGCUGCUGGAAACAGUGGUGCUGGCGCCCUCGCUGCCCCCGUUGCUGGUGUGCUUGGUGCCGUCGCCCUUGCCCUCUUCUAA
Molecule: messenger RNA, 687 nt
Organism: Trichosporon asahii var. asahii CBS 2479
Lineage: Eukaryota; Fungi; Basidiomycota; Tremellomycetes; Trichosporonales; Trichosporonaceae
Exons: 2
Coding region: 1-687 (228 amino acids)
Source: RefSeq, a predicted model, not a curated record